GUUUUUGUGCUCGCAUUUUAUUCCUUACAACAUUUUUCUACAAUCUGGCUAAGCAUUUAUCAGAUGAAGGAGGAACAAAACAGAGAAUAAGAUACUUUCAAUUGCUGCAUUCAGUAAAAUUAUUGGUUUAUAGUUUUUUCUUAUUAAUACGCGAAAUCUCAGCAUAUUGAACAAAAAAUUCAAUGGAAUAGAUUUCGUAACAGUCGUGUAACAUCUGCGCAAUUAUGGAACAGUGGCAGGAACUUGGUAUGGGAAGAUUAACUAUUUCAGGGUGCGACACACAGUCGUCAUCCGAAACAAAACAACAGGCAAAACCACAAACAUCUCAAUUGGUACAACAACAAGCAUAUUCAUCAAUAAUGGAUUUGCCCGAUUUUGGUGAUUGCAGUGAUGAUCAGAAAUACGUAAUUUAUAAGCAUGAUGAUUUGUUUUGUGAAAGCUACCCGCUAAUGCGCGAAAUACGCAGACAGGGUAAACUAUGUGAUGUUACCUUAAAGGUUGAAGAUCAAUCCUUCUCGGCACAUCGUAUUGUAUUGGCUGGUACAAUACCCUACUUUUAUGCCAUGUUCACCAACAAUAUGGCUGAGAGUCGCAUAAAGGAGAUUACAAUGAAAGAAAUUGAACCGAAUGCGCUCGAAAGUCUCAUUAAUUACGCUUACAGUGGUCAAGUGCGCAUUGACAAUCAGAAUGUACAAAGCCUUAUGGUGGGUGCAUCGUUUCUACAGCUAACCAAAGUGCGUAAUGCUUGUGCUGACUUCCUGAUUUCACGAUUUCACCCACACAACGUUUUGGGCAUACGCCAAUUUGCGGACUCUAUGGGCUGUACACAUUUAAUUGAGGCUGCUGACAAGUUCAUCGAUCAGAAUUUCGCAAAAGUUGUACAGUCCGAAGAAUUCUUGGGUUUAGAUUUUGGUGAGCUUAUUGAUCUAAUAAGACGCGAUGAGUUGAAUGUACCCAGUGAAGAAAUAAUCUUUGAAGCCUGCAUGAAAUGGGUUAAGCACAUCGAAGAGAAACGUGCUAUACUCUUCCCACAAGUAUUAUCCAAGGUGCGUUUACCGUUAUUAUCACCGCAGUUUCUGGCAGAUCGUGUGGCGCGCGAAGAGCUAAUACGCUCUUCACACCAGUGUAGAGAUUUAUUAGAUGAGGCAAAAGAUUUCCAUCUAAUGCCAGAAAGGCGUGGAUUAUUGCAAAGCUUCAGAACACGACAGCGUUGUGGUGAGUUUAUUAUGGGUCAGAUUUAUGCAGUUGGUGGUUUAGCUAGUAAUGGUGAAUCGGUGAGCACUGUGGAAAUUUACGAUCCAGUUGUCAAGAAAUGGGAAAUGGGCGAACAAAUGUCGAUGAUGCGCUCACGCGUGGGUGUCGCUGUUAUGGAUGGCAAACUGUAUGCUUUUGGUGGUUUUAAUGGUACAGAACGUCUUUCAACUGUAGAGGUGUAUGAUCCAAAAAAGAAUAAAUGGUCACAGGGACGCGCAAUGUUGUGUAAGCGCAGUGCCGUUGGUGUGGCCGCUUUAGAUGAUUGCAUUUAUGUUUGUGGUGGUUAUGAUGGUGUAACAUCUCUAAAUACAGUAGAAUGUUACUGCCCAAAGACUGAUAUUUGGAAGACGGUGGCCCCCAUGAUGAAGUAUCGUUCAGCGGGUGGUGUUGCCGCUUUGGGCGGUUAUGUUUACGCGCUUGGUGGUCAUGAUGGACUUUCGAUUUUUGAUUCAGUCGAACGUUACGACCCAGUUAAAGAUGUUUGGCUCAAAAUGCAUUCAAUGUUGAAUCGUCGCUGUCGUUUGGGUGUCGCUGCGCUGAAUGGCAAGCUCUAUGCUUGUGGUGGCUACGAUGGCACAUCAUUUCUACGCUCCGUUGAGGUGUACGAUCCCAUUACAGAUACUUGGAGUCUAGUAACGCCUAUGAACUGUAAACGCAGUCGCGUUGCGUUAGCAGCCAAUAUGGGCAAGUUAUGGGCGAUUGGUGGUUACGAUGGCGAGUCCAAUCUAUCCACAGUGGAAGUCUAUGAUCCCGAAACGGAUAAAUGGUCCUUUGAACCCUCAAUGUGUGCGCAUAGCGGUGGUGUUGGUGCUGGCGUUAUACGCAAACAAUAAUUAAUGUCAACUUAAGAAAUUUAGGAAAUAGUACUGUUAGUUUAUAUUUUUAGUUAAUUAAUUUAUACGUAUGUAUGUUUUCAAAAAGCAAAAGUGCAUUUGCUUGCCUUUUUCAAAAUUUUUUAUGUGCUUUGCCACAAUGUAUGCUCUCUAAAAUACAAACUAUUUAACGCACUCACGAAAAUCAUUCCAAAUUCUAUUGAAAACACUUAACAAAUUA
Molecule: messenger RNA, 2307 nt
Organism: Zeugodacus cucurbitae (melon fly)
Lineage: Eukaryota; Metazoa; Arthropoda; Insecta; Diptera; Tephritidae
Gene: KLHL18
Product: kelch-like protein 18
Exons: 7
Coding region: 225-2087 (620 amino acids)
Molecular function (GO): protein binding
Source: RefSeq, a predicted model, not a curated record